AUGUUGGGAACUUUCAUCAAGGUUUUCGCGAAACCCAAGGCGAUAAGUCCAGCUGCCUUCCACCGGUGCUUAGCUACCAAUGCUUCUGGCUUCAACAGGACAUCUCAAUUAGACAGAGCUACGUUGACCAUAAAGGACGGCCCAGUUUUCAACGGAUAUUCUUUCGGAGCCAACAAAAACAUCAGUGGUGAAGCCGUUUUCACCACGUCGCUCGUUGGGUAUCCAGAAUCGAUGACGGACCCUAGUUACAAGGGCCAAAUUUUGUGUUUUACUCAGCCAUUGAUUGGUAAUUAUGGUGUGCCUUCAGACACUGUGCGUGACGAAUUCAACUUGUUGAAGUAUAUGGAAUCUCCUUCCAUUCAAUGUAUUGGAAUUGUCGUUGCGGAACGUUGCCUUGGAACAUCUCAUAGACUGCUGUCGAGUCCUCUCAGCAAUGAUGUAAGCGUUCGAGAAGUAGCCGCUAUCACCGGUGUUGAUACCAGACAAUUGGUGUCUUAUUUAAGGGACAAGGGUUCUUCGUUGGCCAAGAUAACCAUUGGAGAGGAAUAUGACGCUGACGAAGAUGCUGCUUUUGAAGAUCCUGGAUCGGUGAACUUGGUUCAUAAGGUUACUACCAAGGCUCCAUUCCACGUUUCAUGUCCUCCAUCGCACUCCAAAGGCAUUCACGUUGCCGUAUUGGACUGCGGAGCCAAGGAAAACAUCUUGAGGUGUCUUGUUCAAAGAGGUGCAUCGCUUACUGUGUUCCCAUACAAUUAUCCUAUUCAUAAGAUUGCCAACAAAUUCGAUGGUAUUUUCAUCAGUAACGGACCAGGAGAUCCAACCCACUGUUCUGCCACCAUCGAAAACCUCAAGCAAACAAUGCAGGAGAACAAGGACUUGCCAAUCUUUGGAAUCUGCUUGGGCCAUCAACUCUUGGCUCUCGCAUCCGGUGCCAAGUCCAUCAAGUUGAAAUACGGAAACAGAGCUCACAACAUUCCUGCUUUAGAUUUGCUCACUGGAAAGUGCCAUAUUACAUCGCAGAACCACGGAUACGCUGUUGAUGCUUCAUCUCUUGACCCCAACGAAUGGGAACCAUAUUUCACGAAUCUCAACGAUUUGUCUAACGAAGGUAUGGCUCACAAAUAUCGCCCUAUUUUCUCUACCCAAUUCCACCCAGAAGCCAAGGGUGGUCCCUUAGAUACAGCAUUUUUGUUUGACAAGUUCUUUGGACAUAUUCAAGACUACAAGAGCAAGACUGGAAUGACCUGGGCCCAGGAUAAUUUAUUGGUUGACAUUUUGCCAAAAGAAAGAGUCUACUAG
Molecule: messenger RNA, 1299 nt
Organism: Meyerozyma guilliermondii ATCC 6260
Lineage: Eukaryota; Fungi; Ascomycota; Pichiomycetes; Serinales; Debaryomycetaceae
Gene: CPA1
Product: carbamoyl-phosphate synthase (glutamine-hydrolyzing)
Exons: 1
Coding region: 1-1299 (432 amino acids)
Biological process (GO): L-glutamine metabolic process; 'de novo' pyrimidine nucleobase biosynthetic process; L-arginine biosynthetic process
Cellular component (GO): cytoplasm; carbamoyl-phosphate synthase complex
Molecular function (GO): carbamoyl-phosphate synthase (glutamine-hydrolyzing) activity
Source: RefSeq, a predicted model, not a curated record